Molecule: messenger RNA, 3086 nt
Organism: Dunckerocampus dactyliophorus (ringed pipefish)
Lineage: Eukaryota; Metazoa; Chordata; Actinopteri; Syngnathiformes; Syngnathidae
Product: putative monooxygenase p33MONOX
Exons: 9
Coding region: 374-1318 (314 amino acids)
Cellular component (GO): cytoplasm
Source: RefSeq, a predicted model, not a curated record
GAUGUUCCAAUUCCUCCAUCCCGGAAGUCCUUCAAUAACAAGUCUUAUUAAUAAUGGCCGCCGAGCGAAUAUUCAGUCAUUCCACAAACUGUCCACUCAUCACCGAAGGGGUACGGGUGACUCUAUAGCCGACCUGAAUCCACUGUAGCCCUGUUGUUUCUCCUUCCUCUGGGUCUGGCUGCCUACCCAUAAUGUAUUGCCAGAGGGCCUUUCUCUUCUCAGCUCACCUCAUGUAACCUCAGUGGACUCCCCAUCAGUCCUGUCCACAGCACAGAACCACCUCAGGACGGGAUGAACCUCUCUACCGCCUGCUCUACACUGCUGCUAUAGUCAUAUGUGCUGGUAAAUCCUCCCUUAUAACAGUACAGAAGCCAUGUCUGGUUCAGGAGACUUACCAGCCAUUGAAGGUUCAGGGAUGGGCGGGAUGAAGCUCCCCAUCGGGAUGACGCGGAGGGCGCUAAGCUACGACGACAACCUUGAGGCCCCCAUGUCCACGCCCCCCCAUGACAUCAACAUCACCAACCUGUGGAGACGACCGGUCGUGCCGGAUAGGAAAUUCAACCAGCUGGCUGAGGAGGAAGAAGGUGGUGCAGCAUGUCAGUCUAACUUUGCUGACAGUGCCCCCCCCAGGUCACAAAGCGUGGUGAAGACCAAGGCUUCCUCCAUCAUCCUCAACUCUCUCAUCACCAAGCAGACUCACGACAGCAUGUACAAGUUUGAGCAGAAGGCGGGGUUGACGGAUACCAGCUACACGCCUCACAAAGGCCUCAACGCCGAGGAGACGCGUCGCCUCCAUCGUAUGCCCGAAUCCUUCCAGAAAAUGCAGAUCCAGAGCAUGGAGGCCCGAGAGGAGCGCCAGAACUCCUCUGCCCAGUCCACUCCAUCCACCACUCCCCACAGCUCCCCUAAACAGCAGCGCAGGGGCUGGUUCAGCAGCACUAGCUCUGACAUCAGCGUCAGCUCCUCCAACAGCAGUGUGGACCUGGGAGGAGGAGAUGGGGCAGUGGUGGGAGGGGGGGUGCUGGAACGCUGGGGUGUUUUUGGGCCGCGACCACUCGUGCACAAGUCCACCUCCGAUCUGGGCUCUGAUCCUUCUAAUGCAGCAGGCUUUGCGCUGCAGGCCUACCGCGGCGCCCAGAAGCCGAGCGCCAUGGAGGUCAUGAAGUCGCAGGGCACACGACUGGCUGACGGCCCCGACGCCCAGAAGGUGGCGCCACCCAAAAUGGAGAUCCCAACGGUGGAGGGUCGGCGGCAGGGGGCGCGCCCGCACAAGCUCAAGCCGCGGGACAUGAAUAUCCUGACGCCCUCCGGCUUCUAAGCGCUGAUGAAGUCUUACGUCUGUCCUGUUACCUGAUUGGCCGCUACUCCUUAUGAAGUCAUCAUUCAGUUGAGUUAGUGAAUGUGAAAGAUGCAUGGUCCAAAAUCAUUAUAUAACAUUUCAAUGUGGUCGACAUCCCAUUAACCUACCUUUGGUUAGUGACAUCACAUAGUGGCAGCUCUUUGGGAUAAAACAUCUUAAUAGAAAGUCGUGAAAACAUUCCAUUCAACUCCCAUAGUUAUGUACUGGCAGCACACUCUAAAUUAGCCAGCUCAUUGACCUCCAGUUUGUUCAUAUUCAGAAACAUUUUUUCCUCCAUAAAAAAUCAUGGAAAUGUAUUUAAUAGUUUCCAAGUUUACUUAUUUUGACGAAAGUUUUGGUCAAAACCUGAAUCGUACAACUUCAGGCACUUGGCAUUAGAAGUUCCAUUUUUUGUAAGGCAGUUAACUAACUAGCAGCUGACUGAAGGACCUCCGAUUUCUUCAUGUAUAGAAAGAAAUUAUCGUCAUACAACUUCAUGGAAAAAUUAACUCUUUCCAAGUUUUGUGUGCUGCGAUUGACUGGCGACCAGUCCAGCGUGUACCCGGCCUCUCGUCCGAAGUCAGCUAGGAUAGGCUCCAGCAUACCCGCGACCCUAGUGAGGAUAAGCAACAGAAGAUGGAUGGAUGGAUGGAAGGUUUGUGUGACGUAUUAUCCUGGAAGGUUUGGUGAAAUUGUGUGGCAGCGGCACUUUGACAUAUUUUUCAUGAAAAUUUUAGUCAAACUAGCGUAUUCAGUGUUGGCGGUCACUUGCUAGCCAAUGGACCCCUGUUACGAUUACUGCUACAAAGUGAGCUAUAUUAGCUAUAUUCACCAUCAUCUUGCACCCAAGCAAAGAUUUUGUGACGUCUCCACCUAAAACUCAUAAUAUCCCAGGCCAACUUCUAACAUUACCUUACUUUACGUGUAGACAUAGCUGAUCUAACAAACUUCCUCUUCUUAAUUAAAACUUUUCAUAAAUCCUUUUAAAUGGACUGAAAAAUAACCUCUUAUGAUUGCACCUUAGCUUGCUUUCUACCACCAGGGACAUGACGUUUUUUGUUUGUCAUGCUGCACUGCUAACUAAUGACUUAUGGAAUCGAAAUGUAGUAUCUUGAAGCAGAAAAAAAAAGCAACUCUAUAAAACAAGCUGACUUGCUCGCUUAAAUAUUCCACAUUGUUUUGUUUUAUGUCUCCUCUUUAUUAUUUACAUGUUUUAAUGACUAGAUUUGUAUGUGUUUGUGUGCAGUGAAGAGAUGAUUGCAGCACACUCUUGUUUAUUUUUGUACAAGUGGUCAAAUAUGAAGGGUUUGUUUUGAAGUAGAAACCACUAGGUUUUAAAGGCAGACUUUUUUUUGUUACAAAAUAAUCCUAAAAACCAAUGUAAUACGUAAUUAGACUCAUCCUGUGAUGUCAAACUGUUCCUCAGUGGGUUUUAUUUGAAAGAUUGUGUUUGGUUGGAUGUCCAAUAUGUGAAGCAUUGUCUUUAUUGCACUUUUUUAUUAUUUUCAUUAAGAGGACCAGUCGCCUUACUGGCAAAAUAGGCUUUGGCGUACCUGUUACCCCUCUAUGGCAUACCUGACACCCUGCUGUGGCGUUUCCUUGUCCUUUAGCACCCAUGAAUAUUAAAUGUCUUUCUCUGUGGCUCUAAAUGAGACUGAAGUCUCUCAAAAUUGUGUCUUCAUGAGACUGUAGCUUGAUUCGGAAAGUUUCAGUAUUGUUUUUGACUGCAUUUGAGAAUAAAUGUGAA